Molecule: messenger RNA, 768 nt
Organism: Helianthus annuus (common sunflower)
Lineage: Eukaryota; Viridiplantae; Streptophyta; Magnoliopsida; Asterales; Asteraceae
Exons: 1
Coding region: 1-768 (255 amino acids)
Molecular function (GO): nucleic acid binding; zinc ion binding
Source: RefSeq, a predicted model, not a curated record
AUGUUUAGAAUCACGUCACAAUUGAUUCUAUGUGGUGAAAAUAUUACAGAUAAGGAGAUGUUGGAAAAAACAUUCUCCACCUUUCACGCCUCAAACAUUGUCUUGCAACAACAAUAUCGUGAAAGGGGCUUCACCAAAUACAGUGACUUAAUAUCAUGUUUGCUUGUGGCUGAGCAAAAUAAUGAGCUACUAAUGAAAAACCAUGAAACUCGUCCGGUUGGUACAACCCCAUUCUCAGAAGUGAAUGUGGCAACAUAUAAUGACCAAAGUGGAAGUCACGUACGUGGUCGUGGCUAUCAACGUGGGCGUGGUCAUGGUCGUAGUCAUGGUCGUGGCCAUGGACGUGGUCGUGGACGUGCAUAUGGUCGGGGGAAUUAUCAUGGUGUUCAAUUCAAAAAUAGAAGAACCCACCAGAAGUUGUAUGAUAAUGAAAAGAAAUCCAAUGAUGAAAGAGGUAAAAAGAAAAGUGGAACAUCAUCUAAUGCAUGCUAUCGAUGUGGUGGUAACAACCACUGGGCUGGUACAUGUCGUACAGCCAGACACUUAGUAGAGCUUUACCAACAAUCUAUAAAAGACAAACAAAAAGGAAUAGAGACAAAUUUCACAUAUAAAGAUGGAAAUGUUGAUGUCCCAAGUGGUGAAAAGGACCAUACUAAUGCAACUAAUCUGGAUUAUGAUGAUUUCCUUAUCGAGCAAGCUAAUUUAGAUUCUGGUGAUAUCAUGGCUGAUACAAACCAGUUGGAUGCUUGCAAUUUUCCCUAUGCAUGA